GCGGAGCGGGCACGGUGCGGCCGGCAUGGUGCCCCCGCUGCUGCCCCUGCUGCUGCUGCUGCUGCUGCCGCCGCCCGGAGCGGCGGGGGGCCGCUGCCCGCACCGCUGCGCCUGCAGCCAGGCCGCCCUGCGCUGCCCCCCGCCGCCGCCCGGGGCGCGCCCCGCGCCCGCCCGCGCAUCGUUUACUCAUCUUCCUGUAAAAGUAAUCCCAUCACAUGCGUUUGAAGGACUUAGAGAUGCCUUCAUCAUCGAAAUCUCUCAGAGCGACUCCCUAGAGAGAAUAGAAGCAAGCGCAUUUGACAGCCUUCCUGCUUUGUCUGAAAUAUUAAUUCUGAACACGAAAAAUCUGCUGCACAUCGAGGACGGAGCAUUCAGAAACCUUCCAAGGCUAAAAUACUUGAGCAUUUGUAACACUGGAAUAAGAGAAUUUCCAGAUCUGACACAGAUCUUCUCAUCAGAAGCUCAUUUUAUCUUGGAGCUCUGUGAUAACUUGCGUAUGACAACCAUACCGCAAAAUGCUUUCCAGGGGAUGAACAAUGAAUCACUGACACUCAAACUGUAUAAAAAUGGAUUUGAAGAUAUCCACAGCCAUGCCUUCAAUGGGACCAAGCUGAAUCAACUAAUUCUGAAGGACAACAGAAACCUCAAACGGAUACACAAUGAUGCCCUGAGAGGGGCCACGGGGCCAGAUGUCCUGGAUAUAUCUUCAACGGCACUGGAGUCCCUGCCUAGUUACGGGCUCGAGGCCAUUCAGGUCCUAAAUGCAACAUCAUCAUACUCACUGAAGAGACUGCCAACUCUGGAUAAGUUCAGCAGUCUUCUGGAAGCUGUUCUAACGUAUCCCAGCCACUGCUGUGCUUUUCGAAACCUGAGGACAGAAAAACAAAAUUCCUUGCUUUCCAUUUUUGAAAACUUCUCCAAACAGUGUGAAAGCACAAUGAGGAAACCAACUAGGGAAAUAUUCUACAGAGAUGACUCUUACAACACAUCGCUGUGGCCAGCAGAAAAGAACAUGUACGCGCUUGCAGCAGAUGAAGAAACUUUUCCUUACAGCUACUCAGACAUGUUUGAUGACAGUGAAAUGACCGGCUUUGAGUUCGAGUAUGACUUUUGUCAGCCUAAGAUACUGACAUGCACUCCAGAACCAGACGCGUUUAAUCCCUGUGAAGACAUCCUGGGGUACAGCUUCCUCAGGGUUCUCAUCUGGUUCAUAAACAUCCUCGCCAUUGCUGGCAAUUUCACUGUGCUCCUCGUCCUCAUAACCAGCCAUUACAAGCUCACAGUUCCCCGCUUCCUCAUGUGCAACCUCUCCUUUGCUGACUUUUGCAUGGGACUCUACUUGCUGCUCAUCGCUUCGGUCGAUGCCCAGACGAGCGGCCAGUACUACAACCACGCCAUAGACUGGCAAACCGGCAGUGGCUGCAGUACUGCUGGCUUCUUCACCGUCUUUGCGAGCGAGCUGUCCGUGUACACGCUGACGGUGAUCACCAUCGAGAGAUGGCACACAAUCACCUAUGCCAUGCAGCUGGACCGCAAGCUGCGGCUGCGGCACGCUGUGCCGAUCAUGCUUGGUGGCUGGGUAUUCUCCAUCCUGAUUGCGGUGCUGCCACUGCUGGGGGUCAGCAGCUACAUGAAGGUCAGCAUUUGUUUGCCCAUGGAUAUCGAAACGGGUCUUUCCCAAGCCUACAUACUGCUCAUCUUGGUGCUCAAUGUUGUAGCCUUCAUUGUCAUUUGUGCUUGUUACAUCAAGAUAUACAUAGCUGUCCAGAACCCGGAGCUGGUAGCUGCCAAUAAAGAUACCAAAGUUGCCAAGAGAAUGGCCAUACUCAUCUUCACGGAUUUCACCUGCAUGGCCCCUAUUUCCUUCUUUGCCAUCUCCGCUGCCUUUAAGGUGCCUCUCAUCACAGUGACAAACUCCAAGAUCUUGUUGGUUUUAUUUUACCCGGUCAACUCCUGCGCAAACCCGUUUCUGUACGCCAUUUUCACCAAAGCGUUUCAAAGGGAUUUCUUUCUGCUGAUGAGCAAGCUUGGCUGCUGUAAGAGCCGAGCGGAGCUUUACCGGAUGAACUAUUUCUCUGCUUAUGCCUCCAACUGCAAAAAUGGCAGCUCAGCCCCAGGCCCCAGCAAGGCCUCACAAGCACUGCUGUUUCUGUCAGCACUAGAAAAGCCGUACAAGACACGGCGCCCUACAAAAAAAAGUCAACUGGAGCGCCAGUAGAUGCAGCACCUCACAGUGCUGGCUGUAAUUAUUUCAGUGACCAGGGAUUAUCUUACGGUAUCUUAAACAUCUCACAAUAAAUAAAAACACAAGUCAAUAAUUCUUAUGCAACAACGCUGUUCUGAGGUUCAAAGCGGUAUCUUCCCUUUUCUUCUGCUGUAAUGAUAGGUAUGGAAGGUGAUUAUUAGGUGAAACACUGCUUCAGGGGAACUGGGGGAGUCCAGUAGUCAAGGUGCUCUUGAAGUUAAUGUGUACUGCAGUGACUGCAGUCUGCCUCCUUUCUUUCCAAAUCUGCUUCCCUGUGGUAUUUAAAGCCUGUCUGCUACCUUUUGUGCCUUCUUUUUCUACUCCUAUUAGCUAUGCUGGCAUUGUUGGGUUAAAGAAAGGGCACUAGACUAGACGCCUCCCUUCAUUUCAUCAACAGAAACUUCCAAUUACACAGCCACAUACACCCAGUUAAAGAACAGCGUUCAUCAAGCAGCGUUGUAAAGAUGUCACCAAGGAGGAGUUGACCUGCUGAACCUCUGUUACUAGCAAUUUCACAGAUUACAUUAGAUCUCAGUUAGAGCUUGUAAGUCAUUUACUUUAAAAUAAAAUAAAAAAUAACCCAUAUGCAGCCAUGCAUGAUCUGGAAAUUGAAAGCGAUGCAAUAGCUGCAGAACACCAAGUACUGUAUUUUGUAUAUCAUACAUACACACAUAUGAAUCACAUAAACUGUGAAGGCCCCCUCUCAGCAGCAGGAUAGCUGCUGCCUGCACAGGCAAAUAGCUGCUGCUUGUUUUCCCUCCAGGGGCAAUCUCAUGGAUUAUUUACAUCUGCCCUCCCUUCGGUGUCACUGGCGCCAGUGGCAUUCAGGAUGCUCUGGGGACUCCUCAGCACUCACAUUCCAACUCCAUUCCCAGCUGAUAAAGCAUAGUAGUUACUUUCAGUGACUGUUUUUCCAUUGAAAUGUUUUUUCAUUUUCCACCACGCAUUGUCUGAUGCUAAGGAGAUCCAGAUUUGUGGCUGCAUUCCUAAUUCAAAUAAGAAUUGAGCAUUCCUUUGUUACUGCAGCAUUACAAAGGGGCUCAGUUAUGGGCUCCGCAAGGAAAGCUCACAGUUCUGUGGACAGAAAGAGAUGCAAUAGCUGCAGUGGCUGCAGCUCAAGCCUCUUCUUGGGUUACUUAUUCUUGACAGAUUGGAUUCACUUUCUCUAAUAGGAGGUGUGGAUUACAGUGUCAUCAAACCAAUCUGGUAGCUUGAGACCUACAUAUGGCAGUUUGUUUCACAGAAGGUAAAGUAAAUGUGUUUUAUCUGGGCUUGUAAUCAAAGUUUUAGUGUCUUAGAUCACAUUCUGUAGAUGAUACCCACAAUACCUGAAGGCAGAUCCCCAGAUGGUAUAAUAUGCACCUCCCCUGCAGUCAGCAGAAAAAUGCAGCACCAUAACGUCUGCGCUUACACCAGAACAGGCCCAGUUCAACAGCUCUUGAUGGCCACUGAAAGUGUAGACUGUGAUGUGUAAGAAAAUGUGUUUGUUAUGAUCACUUUAAACCCCUUACCUUUUCUUUCAAGUCUGUGACAGCAACAGUAUGAAAAUUUGUGUUCCAAAGCGUACCUCUUGUUGCCACAACACAGCACUGCAAAUUAAAUUUGCUUCACAUCAAUGACAGUGAUUCUUCGUGGUAUUGAAUGGUUUAGCACUAGCUUAUAAUUGCGUUAAUUAGAAAUAACAUCUCUGACCCUCCCUUACCCUCAGCUUAAUGCCAUGAUUUCAGUCAGUACAGCAGGUCUGUGCACAAGCAUAACUGUACUCAUGAGCAGUUGACACACACGGGGAAUAAAGUAAGAUACAGAAGUGAAGGAGUCUGUUACAACUCUGUUUAGCAAUCAGUAGGAAUUCCAUGUGAGAUACCUCUAUAUGUACCAGAUGCUGAGCUUAGCAGAUGAAGAAAUGGGCCUACUGCAGGAUAUUUACCUAAAAAAGGGACUGGAAAAAACACUAGGGGAAAAAAAAACAUAGGACAAGGCAAAACAAUGUCUUGAGUGGGCAUCAGCUGAUUUACUUAAAUUGCAUUUCAACAGGAUGAAAGCUCACUUAUAUACGUCAAAUUUUUCAAUACACAGAAAUGAGCAAGCAACACUUUAAUAAAGAUUUAGAUUCACAUACAAGCUACAUGCUAUUCUAUCUUAUUGUUCUUGGUAAACUUCCCUUCUUUGUAGUGUAAAGUUUUAGACAGCCAUUUACUGAAGUACCGUCAAUGGCCAUAACUGGUAUUACACACUUCAUCCUAUCUGCAGCAAAGAGUUUGCUAAACUGUAAGUAGUGUCAAUCAAAAGCAUUAAUAUGAUAAAUUAUUAAGAUCAAAACCACUCCGACCUGAUUACUCCUCAAGGCAUGGACUAAAGUAAUUAGCCAACUGAGAUUACAUUUUAAUAAUGAACAGUUUUUUCCAGUAUAAAAAUUCCUAACUUCUGGUAUUUUUAGUUAGCUGUAAAUAUUUCAUUCAAAGCUGUAUGUCUUUGCUAAUGUUCAUUCAAGAACACUGGAAACAAAGAGCAAUUCUUACGUGGCUGGAUGAAGGAAAAUGGAAGCACACCCUUGUGCAGCAGUACAAGCAGCCCACACAGACAGGCUAUAUCUCUGCACCAGGAAAACCACUGCAGACACUCCGAAGGAAUAUCUGCAGAGCAGCUUAGCAGGAGCUAGAAAACUGGCAAUGAUACAUAUUUAGUAGCCAUUUUCUCACAUAUGUCAAAGGUUGUGAUAGCAACAGCAAAACCCUACUUUAAUCCAUAAAAUUCAUAUAUUUGAUAACUCAGGAAGACACUAGAUGGACUCCAUAUUAAG
Molecule: messenger RNA, 5045 nt
Organism: Cygnus olor (mute swan)
Lineage: Eukaryota; Metazoa; Chordata; Aves; Anseriformes; Anatidae
Gene: LHCGR
Product: luteinizing hormone/choriogonadotropin receptor
Exons: 11
Coding region: 26-2218 (730 amino acids)
Biological process (GO): luteinizing hormone signaling pathway; ovarian follicle development; male gonad development
Cellular component (GO): membrane
Molecular function (GO): luteinizing hormone receptor activity
Source: RefSeq, a predicted model, not a curated record